AACUCCAUUUGACGUGAUUUUGACCGAAGUCAUAACCCUACUUUCACUUGCUUUUACUUAUAGGCCGAAGCGAUAGGUUAGCUUGUUAUUCUCGACUAUAAAUAUAUCGCAACAUCUGCAGGAGAGCGGUAGUGGAUUUAUUUGACAAAUGAGUGCACCUAAGAGAACAAGUAACUUUAGCAGGGAAGAAGAAUCCCUUUUAAUUAGACUGGUGAAUAAAUAUAAAGAUGUUAUUGAAUGUCGUAAAACGGAUGCAGUAACAAACUCUUCAAAAGCAAAGACAUGGAAUAUGAUUGCAAAAGAGUUUAACAGUGGAGCGGUGACCUACAGGGAUAGUAAAACAUUGAAGAAUAAAUACGACAAUAUCAAAAAAAGGUCAAAGAAGAAGUUCUCACAGGAGAAGUGUUCCCUGUUUGCUACAGGAGGAGGUGCCUCAAAAACAGUUCAUUUCACUGAUAUUGAUGAACAAGUCAAAGACAUUUUAGGUGUCCGAAUAGAAGGACACCCUUCAAAGUAUGAUGAUGACAUGAUUGUCUGUGACAUACCUGAGAAUGCUACAUGCAGGGACUUUUUCAGGCAUUUUUAUUAAUUCUUUAAAAUGGAC
Molecule: messenger RNA, 604 nt
Organism: Acanthoscelides obtectus
Lineage: Eukaryota; Metazoa; Arthropoda; Insecta; Coleoptera; Chrysomelidae
Source: the annotation of a GenBank genome assembly